AUGCAGUACCAGCCCUGUAGCAUGGUGACUGCAGGCCCUCUGUCUGCAGAAGCCCAGAGGGUCCUGGCUGCACUGAGAGCUCAGUAUGCUGGCAGAAUAGACAGCAGACCAUACAUAGCGGACUCCUUUGGCAGAGCCCCCAGGCUGUCCCAGAUUCAUGACGCCUUCAACAAACCUCCAGAACCACACACACAGUCUAAAAUACUUUACAAGGAGAAAGAGAGGCAAUUAUUCAAACACUCCCUAGAGAUGGAGCUCCCCAGUCAGCCUGACCUACGGCAGUUAGGUGAUGGAAAUAACACAUUUAAUCAAUGGGGAGCAGAUAAACGAGGUGAUCGGAGGCCAAGAGAUUAUGGAGAUGAUGGCAGUCUGUCAGGGUUUAACACUGGGAAUAAUAUCCCAUGUCCCAGCAGAAGCCCUCCAGAGCCAGAUCCACAGGGAGAAGAGCUUUUCCCCAGGAACAGCUUUGUUAACAGGAGAACCCCACAUGCUGUCAUGGGAUUACCAGAGACACAUAGUGAGGUCUCCAGUAGGAAGGAAAGAAUCCAGCUACUGGCUUCUAGUGAAGAGGAUUGUAAAGCAGAGGUAAUAACUCGCACCCCUCCUGUGAAGAGACAGCGGUUUGGUAAUCGGCAAAUACCCAUGAUCACCUGUUCAAAACAGUUUGAGGAAGAUGAUUCUAGGCAGAAAAGUGAAGUUGGGAAAACAAAUGAAAACCCUGAUCAGAUGCCGUUUUGGAGCUUUGAAGAGAAAGAAGCAGAAGAAUACUCAAGAUCACUGGAGUGCCAGAGUUAUUUAAAAGACAAUCCAACAUCCAGGAGAGAAUGUCAGACAAUUGGUCUUGCCUUAGCUGAUUCUUGUCACGACUCGGCUACGAAUAAAAUACUAACGAAUGCAAGCCAUCUGCGAGUUCAUCACAAUUUGGUUUCACUCAGAACCAGUGACUUUGACCAGUACACAGUGGACAAAGAAGCAUCAGUGACGGAGAUAGAACCAGCCAAAGUGGAACACAAUGCUGACCUGUACAUGCAUCAGUCCGACAUGAAAAACGAUCAGAUGGAGACCGAGAGGCUUAGCAUUGAGCCAGAGCACAGUGCAGCUCCUAAAGUCACAGAAACGCAUCCUGAUCAGCAGAUCUUCUCACAGGUAGGUCGUACGAGUUCUGGAGUAGCGUGUGUGCAGAACGUGACCCUUCCAGCCAAGCGGUCUGGAAAAUGGGAGCCUCGUCAAUCAUCACAAGGGACUCCUGAAAUCGAAUCGUGCUCUAAUCGAAACUCUAGUGUCAGUGGAGACGCUAAAGUGCAGCUUAUUCACCAGGCACAGCAGAGCAGAGGGAGAAGUCAGUUCCUACACCCACUGAAAAGUAUUCAGAAUCAGGAAGAGAUGCCAGUACAGACAAUGACCCCUUUGAGAGAAUGUACGAAGCAUGAAUCAAAUGUAGAAAUUAUCCCCGACAUCCCUAAAGCUGCCAGACAGAGGCGCUCUGCUUCAGAGGUGAAUGAGCAGAUAUACCCGGACACAGACAGGGAUGGGGACAAGACCAAAGAGACUACCAAAUGUACUCUAGCCCUAACCUCUGACCCCCGAGUGUGUGACGCCAGCCGUCUCUCACAGGAAGAGAGGAUGUGUGUGUUGGAGGAGGCUGCGAGUGCAAGGGUGCUGGUGGUUACGAUGGUAUAUCAGGAUGGAACCACACAGCUGGACCCUGAACAGAAAUGCCCCCCCUGUGCUGUGUGUGGAGUUUUGGUUCUGCUGAAGAAGAGUCUCGAUUCACUUGUUCUGGAGGAGACUGGAGCAGCUGCGGAGAGGGUGCUGUUUCUGAGACUGGAACAGAGACCUGCCUGGGCUCAGAACGGCCCACAACACAGUCAGGAUCUAUUCAGCAGAGAGAUACUGGUGAAGAUGGUGUGUGGAACCCAAACUUUUGUGUGUUAUAAAUCUAAAGACCUCCUCCGAACAGUACUCGGGCAUUUCAGCAAGAAUCUGAGCUGGAAACAAGUGGCCGGUUGUCAGGUGUUGGAUCCUCAGAUUGCUGCCUGGUUACUAGAUCCUGCUGAUUCUGCUUCCUGCUUUCAGGACCUUUUGAACAAAUACUGUACUCGGCCCACCACACACACCCCUGCACUGGCCGAGCUCGGACACAAGAAGGUAACCCAAGUGAUCUCCAGCCUGACUCACUUACACAGGGUAAUGGUGGAGCUUCGGAAUAAGCUGGAGACACAGGGUCUGUGGACUCUCUACUUCUGCAUGGAGCAGAAGAUGAUUCCAGUUUUAGCAGCAAUGGAGAGCCACAGGAUCCAUGUGGACAGAGAUGCCUUAAAGAAGACCUCAGAGAUGCUGGGGACUAAGAUGAAGCAGUUGGAGCAGGAGGCUCACCAGACAGCUGGUCAGAAGUUCUUGGUGUCCAGCAGUUCUCAGCUUCGACUGGUUCUGUUCGAGAAGCUCCGCCUGCACGAACGCUGUGAGAACAAGAAGCUACCCAAAACCAUGCUCAAACAGCAGCAGUCCACCUCAGAGGCUGUGCUCUUACAGCUCCAGGACCUGCACCCCCUUCCAAAAAUCGUUCUGGAAUACAGGCAGGUGCACAAAAUCAAGUCUACAUUUCUGGAUGGGAUUCUGUCCUGUAUGACAAAGACGUUCAUCUCGUCCACGUGGAACCAGACGAGUACUGUCAGCGGUCGACUGUCUGCCAGACAUCCAAAUUUCCAGGCUCUUCCCAGGCAGCCAGUACAGAUCUCAAAGAAGCAAUGUGUCGAAGAGAAGGAAGCAGAGCUGGUAACUGUUCACCCACGUACCAUGUUCAUACCACGAGAGGGAUGGACUUUCCUUUCCGCAGAUUUCUGUCAGGUGGAAUUGCGUCUGUUGGCUCAUCUGUCAUCUGACCGCGAGCUCUUGAGAAUCUUCCAGAACCCUGAAGCAGACAUUUUUAACAUGCUCGCCUCUCAGUGGAAGGGUGUAAGUGAGGACAGUGUAAGCGCAGAGGACAGAGAGCAUGCCAAACGCAUUGUCUAUUCGGUGGUCUAUGGAGCUGGAAAGGAGCGUCUGUCUGGUAUACUGGGUGUGAGUGCUGAAGAGGCCAGUCGUUUUCAGGACAGUUUCCUUCAGAAGUACAAAGAGGUGCAGGCCUUUAUCCAGUGCACCGUACAGCACUGCCACAAGUACGGUUACGUAAAGUCCAUAAUGGGUCGGCGCCGUUCCCUCCCUCAUGUCCAUUCAACGGACUGGAGCAUCCGGAACCAGGCAGAAAGACAAGCCGUCAACUUUGUAGUGCAAGGUUCUGCUGCAGACCUCUGUAAAAUGGCCAUGAUACACAUCUGCUCACUCGUGGCGUCUUCCACCACUCUCACUGCCAGGCUGGUGGCUCAGAUCCAUGAUGAACUACUCUUUGAGGUGGAGGACUCACAGAUGGAAGACUUUGCAGUGUUGGUGAAGAAAACAAUGGAGUCCCUUCAGCAUAUCAGUUGUCUUGGAGUCAGUCUUACGGUUCCUCUGAAGGUCUCUGUGUCUACAGGACGAUCGUGGGGUUCCAUGUGUGAAGUCAAUCUCCCCCAUGCUGCUAGCACACACACCUCUGUUUGAGCCCGCUUUGAGGUUUCUCAAUGCCAGUGUGUGUUCAUCUGCCCAGCUCUCUGCCUCUUAUUCUUUUCCUGGAUCGUUCACUGCCUCAUUGUAUUUCUCAUUUUCAGGGGCUCGUUUCUGUCCGUCUUUUUUGGUCUCUCUGUUAUUUUUUUUUUCUUCAUUUUCCUGCUCGUUUCAUUUCUUCUCUCCUUCUUUCUCUGAGCUGAAACCCAUCGCCAUGGUAACCGGGCUGCUGCAGCUCCUGGUUGUUAUUCCUCACUUGCUGUAUCCGGGGGCAACCGUAGGAGCCUAGACUGGAUUGCUCCAGUUUGUGUCUUUCUUCUCCUUCAGGCAUUUGUCUCCUUUCACCACUUCUAGGCCAUUUUGGUUCUGCAGACUCGUUUCUAUCCAUCUCUUGCUCAGUCCCCUCCUUGUCCAGGCCACAUUCUUACCAUCAUUUUUUAUUUUUUUAUGUAGAGAUAACAUGUUCGUCAAGCUUUUGUUUUUCUUAACGAUUUUUAGCAGUUAUUAAAUCUACUAUUGUUCACAUUUUAGCAAUAAAUAUUCAAAUAUUUUAACCGAAAGUAACUUCAAUGAAAAUGUUACAGUGCAAGUUUUAUGUUAAAUCCCUGUUAUGUUCACCUUCUCUUACUGCCGCUUCUUGAUAAUUACAGUAGUUAUGUUAGCAGUGGGUUGGCAGGGACCUGGUACAUUAGCUACUAUUACAUUAAAUUUCUUCAUCUCAGCUGCUUUCUCAAUGUCUGAUUAUGACACGAACCCAAUGCUGCUUCUUCUUCUUCUGUAUACACUGUCCUGUCUUCAUAUACACACAUAUACACACCGAAUUCAAUGCCAAACACUCUGUCCCAGUUUCCCAAUCUGGCAAAGGUGUGCUGUGUCUCUAAAUUCCCCUUGGUUAAAACCCUUUAC
Molecule: messenger RNA, 4488 nt
Organism: Ictalurus punctatus (channel catfish)
Lineage: Eukaryota; Metazoa; Chordata; Actinopteri; Siluriformes; Ictaluridae
Gene: poln
Product: polymerase (DNA directed) nu
Exons: 26
Coding region: 1-3579 (1192 amino acids)
Biological process (GO): double-strand break repair; DNA-templated DNA replication
Molecular function (GO): DNA binding; DNA-directed DNA polymerase activity
Source: RefSeq, a predicted model, not a curated record